Molecule: messenger RNA, 259 nt
Organism: Perkinsus marinus ATCC 50983
Lineage: Eukaryota; Perkinsozoa; Perkinsida; Perkinsidae
Exons: 1
Source: RefSeq, a predicted model, not a curated record
GCAGGCAGUAGCCUCUCAACUCCUCCUCUCACUGGAUGGUCGGAGUCAACAGCAACCCGAAGGGGCAGCUGAGGCGACUACUGGCGGAGUCACCGCCGGUGGCGAGCAGGUUGUGGGGCUCCUCUUGUCUCUUGGGAGUGUGUCCAUGGCCCUGCGUAAAGCUGUGGAUGCGGGGAGCCCAGAUUCCAUUCAAAGAUGCAUCAGUGCUGUCAUCUACAGUGCGGCUGAUGUGGAGGAUGCGGCAAAUGAUCUUAUACGU